Messenger RNA from Eruca vesicaria subsp. sativa (arugula), 450 nucleotides. NCBI's taxonomy places the organism in Eukaryota, Viridiplantae, Streptophyta, Magnoliopsida, Brassicales, Brassicaceae. The record is from the annotation of a GenBank genome assembly.
AUGGCUUUAGUUCAGCUCACCGAAAACAGAGUUUCUUAUGUCAGAGAGUUGAAACCGUUUAAAGAUACACGGCGUAUUAAAUGGACAAGAAUUCAUGCUUCAGUUGGUGAACAACUCAUCAAAAAAAUUGAAGCCGAUCUAAUCGAGGGCAAUGCGAUGGUGGUCCAAUUAUUCAAAGUGCACGAUGUUAUUGGUGAUUAUCGGACAAGCUCACAUCCGUGCGAAAUUGAGUUCUUCUGCAUGACUUUUGUUGCAAAAGCUGAUGAUUUUCCAAGUGAAGUCCGGGAGAAGUAUUUGGCUAAUUACACUGAAAUUCUUGUUGGAAAGGCUGAUAACACCCGUUUGGUUGAUGUUAUUGGUCAAAUAGUUAACUUCGGUUCUCUUGAAAACAAAAUAAUAAAAGGAGAAGAUAACAUGAAGCUCUUGAUUGAGUUAUGUGACCAAAAGUAA